AUGACCUGGCGAAAACCUUCAUUCAGUCCUGACCCUGGGAAAUAUGAUUCUUGUCGUGCCUGUGGGUACUACAAAAUGACUCGCCAUCAAGAAAUAUUUGACCCUAUUUCACCUUGGGAAAAGCACACCUGCGGUACACGUUCUAACCCCAGCAAGACAACGGUUACUAAGCGCACCCGUAUACGACAUCAGCCAGCCCUUCAUCGCUUCGAUGGGACCAUUCCUGCAGGAACCUUCAGUAAGGACGAAGUAAUAGCACUCACUAUGGGAAAUACCAUACCUACGUCGAGGCCCACUCUCGAAAUUCAACAUUCAACAUUGAUGUCACGAAGGAAAGAUGCCAUACGGAUCCUCAAAGGUCGAUUCAAUAUUGAUCUCGAUGAGGCUUGGUCUGUCAAUAAAGAACAGUAUGAAACUACCUUCCAAAGCGAGUUUCAGCUACUCAAAGACAUGUUGCAAGAGACGUGGGGUGUUGAAAUACCUGACGUUGGUCCCUGCGUCUGCGUUGACUAUCGGAAAUACAAAAAACUGCAGAAAGCGUUAGCCAAACGGAAACAGAACGCCCUUCGGUCACUCACAGUACAUGGACAAGCAGACAUAAAGUGUCCUGAAUGGAAUCAGGACCCUCGCAUCUUCAUGACAUUGAACAAUUUUGAACUGCACUCCUUCUGCUAUAGGGCUUUGGUCGAAGAUUUUCUUGCACUGAUUGAUGACUGUGAGCAACGCAGUACUUCCACACAACGGUUAAAGCAAGCCUCCCCACUAAUAGAAGAGCAAACACGAAGGAAGUCGGGCAUUCAUGCCAAAUUGCCAUCUUCCACCAAAGAUGUGCACUCUGAGACAUCGCAGAAGCCCAAGUCUGCAAAGGAGAUACUCGGAACUCAGACAAGCUCACAUCCGAAGGACCCUACCAUCAUGGGGCACCAUUUGACGACAGUCAAAAUUCCCGACUCAGACAGUUGCAAAGAUUGCGAGAAUAGGUUGGAAAAUUCAGUAGUCCAACACAAUUCUCAGCUAUAUACAAAGCUGCAACGGGAUGAUGGUUAUUCAGGGAAUCCACGCGACUGUAAAUGUGACUCACCUACCUAUGAAAUCCUGGUCAACUACAAGUCCUGCUAA
Messenger RNA from Desarmillaria tabescens, 1119 nucleotides. RefSeq lists its product as uncharacterized. NCBI's taxonomy places the organism in Eukaryota, Fungi, Basidiomycota, Agaricomycetes, Agaricales, Physalacriaceae. The record is from RefSeq and is a predicted model, not a curated record. The transcript has a single exon. The coding region runs from base 1 to 1119 and encodes 372 amino acids.